AAUGCCUUGUGCAAAUUGGAGUCACUACAUAUGACAUAGCCAGACGUGUCUCCUGCUCUCUGCUUGAGAUCAACAAGAGAGAGAGAGAGAGAGAGCAAGAGAGACGCUGCCGCCAUUGGCAUUGUUUGUAGGCGAUCGAUCGAGCAAUCGUGGAUGGGGAGGAAGCCGUGCUGCUCCAAGGAGGGGCUGAACAGGGGGGCAUGGACGGCAAUGGAGGACGACAUCCUGGUGUCCUACAUCGCCAAGCACGGGGAGGGCAAAUGGGGAGCCCUCCCCAAGAGAGCCGGGCUGAAGCGGUGCGGGAAGAGCUGCCGGCUGCGGUGGCUCAACUACCUGCGGCCGGGGAUCAAGAGGGGCAACAUCUCCGGCGACGAGGAGGAGCUCAUCCUCAGGCUCCACACUCUCCUCGGCAACAGAUGGUCGCUGAUAGCCGGGAGGCUGCCGGGGCGAACAGACAAUGAAAUCAAGAACUACUGGAACAGCACCCUCAGCAAGCGGGUCGCCAUGCAACGGACCGCCGCCGCCACCAGCAUGCCGGCGGCGGCCACCACCAGCAGCAAUGCCGACGCCGCCGGCGCUGCUGCACGACGCCGGCGAUCGCCGGAGCCCCGCACGGUCGUCGUCAGCCCAAUCCGGACCAAGGCGCUGCGGUGCAACAACAACAGCAGCAGCGGGAUAGUGGUGGUGCAGCAGGCAGGCGCCUGCAGCCACGGCGGCCGUCCGCCGGAGAGCGGCGCGCCGGGAGACGCGGCGGCUGAUAAGGUGGCCACGCCGCAGGCGGUGCAGCAGCAGCAGCAGCAAGAGCUGGCCGGAGCGGAGGAUGACGACGACCUGCCGGUGCCGGCCGUCUGUAUCGACCUUGACUUGGACGACAUCGAGCUGGGAGGACUCGACGGCUUCCUGAUCAGCCCGUGGCGCGGCGGCGGCCACGACGACGGUAACGCCGCCGCCGGAGCGGUGCCGAAUCUGCCGAUGCCGAUUGGCUAUGAGCUCGGCGGCGCCGGUGGCGGUGGCGAGGCUGGAGCUGUUGACCUGGAGGCGUUGCUGGGGCAGCUGGAAGCAGAGGAAGACGACGACGGUGACCACCACCACCACCACCACCACCACCACCACCAGUAGGAGGAGGAGGUGCCUUCUUCGCUUGGGGACGAAGACGACGACUACUUGGAGUUCGCGCCAUGGCUCCUCUGAUAGCGGCAUCCAUCCAUGGAUCAUUGUGGAAUCGAAUCAGUCGAGCUGAGAGUUGAGAGUUGAGAAAGAUCGAUGAUUGCUUUGCUGGUCGUGUGUUCCUGCGAGUCGGAUCAUCGGCACGAAGAGAGAUCUCAUCGAUUAAGUAGGCGCAGAAGGCGUACGUUGAAGCUUAGCUGCUGAAGAAUUACUGACGUAGUCAGAUGACCAUUUCCUUAUAUAUUGUACAGAUUAUAAUGGAGCAGAUUAAAUAAAUCUAAACACACCGCAUUUGAUCAAAAUAUGAAAUGGUCGUAGUAUUAGGAUUAGUCCCAUCCGAUCCUAGAUUGUUCUAUUUUGGAGGGGAUGUAGUACUAAGAAAAAUGUGUGUGAAAGAAAAGCAUUGAUCAAAAUAUGAAAUGUUUUAUUAAGUGAGAAGAA
This is a messenger RNA of Oryza sativa Japonica Group (Japanese rice), 1608 nucleotides long. Its product is annotated as transcription factor MYB1. NCBI's taxonomy places the organism in Eukaryota, Viridiplantae, Streptophyta, Magnoliopsida, Poales, Poaceae. The record is from RefSeq and is a predicted model, not a curated record.